AUGGAUAAUGUUUCCUUCAUAAAAUUGUUUUUUCUCUCCGGCUUAAACGAAACAAUGAACAGCCGAGUUGCUCUCUUUUCUCUCACUUUGCUGUGUUACGGUUUGGUUUUGCUGGUUAAUGUUUCUCUUAUUGUGAUCAUCAUCUUGGAUAAAAAACUGCAUGAACCAAUGUAUAUUCUAUUGUGCACUUUUUGCAUGAAUGGACUUUAUGGGACAGCAGGUUUCUACCCCAAGUUUCUCAUUGAUCUGCUUUCUCCUGCUCAUGUCAUCUCUUAUUCUGGAUGCCUUAUUCAGGCUCUAGUAAUUUACUCAUUUGCCUGCGGGGAUCUGUCCAUUCUAGCAGUCAUGGCGUAUGACAGAUAUGUGGCUAUAUGUCGACCGCUGCAGUACCACUCUAUCAUGUCAAAGAAAAGACUCACUAAGUUGGUGUGUUUCUCUUGGUUAACACCUUUUUGCAUUAUCGCCACAAAUAUUUUCCUGACGUCUAGAUUGAAGUUAUGCAGCCCGUAUAUUGCCAGACUCUUUUGUGUGAACUGGAUCAUUGUUGAACUUGCUUGUUUCCCAGCUGAAACUACAGUUAACAACAUAGUUGCAUACAUAACGAUAAUCAUUUAUGUCUUUCAUGGCGUGUUCAUAGUUUGGUCCUACAUGUAUCUCAUUAAAACAUGUGUGGAUUCUGUAGAAAACAGGGCAAAGUUCAUGCAAACAUGCGUGCCACAUUUAACCUCCUUACUCACUUUUCUUUUGACUGUCAUUUUUGAUAUAAUGCUCAUACGCUAUGGUUCUAACGAUUUACCUCAAGCGUUUCGAAACUUUGUCGCGAUAGAAUUUCUUGUCAUACCUCCUAUUGUGAAUCCUCUCAUUUAUGGUUUUAAAUUGUCCAAAAUUCGAAACAGAAUUAUUUUUGUCACUAUUAAACAUAAAUAA
This is a messenger RNA of Chelmon rostratus (copperband butterflyfish), 927 nucleotides long. Its product is annotated as olfactory receptor 11H6-like. The record is from RefSeq and is a predicted model, not a curated record. Bases 1 to 927 code for a protein of 308 amino acids. Gene Ontology annotation, cellular component: membrane. The transcript has a single exon. Gene Ontology annotation, molecular function: olfactory receptor activity; G protein-coupled receptor activity. NCBI's taxonomy places the organism in Eukaryota, Metazoa, Chordata, Actinopteri, Chaetodontiformes, Chaetodontidae. Gene Ontology annotation, biological process: G protein-coupled receptor signaling pathway.